Messenger RNA from Jaculus jaculus (lesser Egyptian jerboa), 4921 nucleotides. It is a transcript of the gene Fam135b, whose product is annotated as family with sequence similarity 135 member B. The record is from RefSeq and is a predicted model, not a curated record. NCBI's taxonomy places the organism in Eukaryota, Metazoa, Chordata, Mammalia, Rodentia, Dipodidae.
UCCUCCAGGCAGCCUCGCAGUGGGGACCUGAGCCUGGCAGGUGCCGCGGACUCCUCGGUCCGCCCACCGCCGCUGCCAGUGUUAGCGUCUGGAGGAGCCGAACGAAGAAGAACAAGGGACCUAAGGGGAGCUGGGCCCGUGGAGGUGAGAGCCCUGCGGUGGAAGACAGGUAAUGAACCAAAAAGAUCAUGUCUGAAGUACAAGGAACAGUUGAGUUUUCUGUAGAGCUACAUAAAUUCUAUAAUGUGGAUCUCUUUCAGAGAGGGUAUUACCAGAUCCGAGUAACCUUGAAGGUGUCCUCAAGGAUCCCCCACAGACUGAGCGCUUCCGUCGUCGGGCAGUCAGAGAACAGCAGCCUGCAUUCAGCCUGUGUCCAUGAGAGCACCUUGCACAGCCGGGUCUUCCAGAUCCUAUACAGGAAUGAAGAGGUUCCCAUCAAUGAUGCUGUGAUAUUCCGAGCUCAGUUGCUCCUUGAUGGUGAAAGGGUGGAAGAUGCCCUGAGCGAGGUGGAGUUCCAGCUCAAGGUGGAUCUGCACUUUACAGACAGUGAACAGCAGUUGAGGGCUGUGACCGGGACACCGACGAUCAGUAGUCGCACCCUUGGCCCUGCACUUCCACCCCGGAGGGGUCUGCACCACCAGGUCCCUGUCAUGUUUGACUACUUCCACCUGUCAGUGAUUUCGAUGGCCGUCCACGCUGCCCUGGUGGCACUGCAGCAGCCCCUGAUUAGUUUUGCACGUCAUGAAGAGGGCUCCUGGCUUGGUAAAGGUGGCCCAGACACAGGACCAGAACAGCCCCUAAUUUCUCUGGAAAACUUGGUCUUUGGAGCUGGAUAUUGCAAGCCAACUUCCUCAGAGGGAAGCUUCUACGCCCCCUCCGAGACCUGCAUACAGCACGCACACAAGUGGCACCGGGACCUGUGUCUGCUUCUGCUACAUGCCUACCGGGGACUCCGCCUCUACUUCCUGGUUGUCACGAGAGACAUCCCAGAGCUGCCGCACGUGGAACUGGAGGCCCUGGCUGUGGAAGAAACCCUUUCUCAGCUCUGCUCAGAGCUACAGCUUCUGAACAGCCCAGAGAAGAUAGCUGAGCAGAUCAGCAAGGACCUAGCCUGGCUGGCCUCACACCUGAUGGCUCUGUGGACCCAAUUCCUAGACACGGUGACUCUGCAUACCCAAGUGACCGCUUAUCUCACCCAGGAGCAUCACACCUUGAGGGUCCGAAGGUUUUCCGAAGCCUUCUUUUAUAUGGAGCACCAAAAACUUGCGGUUCUGACUUUCCAGGAAAACCUGAUUCAGAUGCACACCCAGCUGUCUCAGGACAUCCGCAAUUCAGAGUACCUCACCAGCAUGCCCCCGCUGCCCGCAGAGUGCCUGGACAUCGACGGUGACUGGAACACCCUGCCCGUUAUCUUUGAGGACAGAUACGUGGACUGCCCUGACACAGGACCUAAUUUGACUGUUUAUUCUAAUUUUGAUGUUCCAGUGACAAAUUCUGCAAUAAUGAAUAUAAAAGAAAAAGAAAAGAACAGGACUGUAUGUCAAAAAUCAUGUUUGCAGGAAGACUUUGUCUUAGCUACUCAGAAACCACCACAGGUGGGCUCUGAUGAAGAGGUUAUUAGGUGUCCAGAGCCAGAUGAGAAUGUCACCACACAGCACCAUGCCAAUGUGUGCUCAGAAUCUCAGGUGUAUCUGACCAUUGGUGAAUUCCAAAACAAAGCAGGCAUGCUUGAAGAUGAAUGCUGGACUGGCCCCAGGUCUGACACUGGAAUAGACUCACUGGCCAAUGUGGACAUGCCAAGAAGAAGUCCAGGCCCAGAGGAUGGACUGGCUCCAGCACUGACCUAUAUUGAUGUGAAAUCUAGCAAUAAAAUCACCUCUGGAGAUGAAACCACACAGGGCUUCCAUGUUCUAAAUGAGCAAAGGAGUUCAAGAGACAUGUAUGACCUUGACAAGGCUGAGCCAAGCAAAGUGGUAGCAGGAAUAAGCCAGCAAAGUGCCAGCUAUUCAGACCAAAGAGCUGCCCCUGAGCUCAGAACUGCAGGGAAGGGAAUAGACCGGGAGGGGAAGCAAGUGCUGCUGAGCCUGAAGCUACCUCCUGUAGAUCUUUGUGUCCCACUGAGCACCACCCUGAGGGAGUCCUUGGAUACCAGGCCUUCCCUACAGGACCCUCUCGCAGAAGAGCAAGAGGACAUGUCAGUGCUGUCUGGAGUCAUUAAGCGGUCUGCGUCUAUCAUAUCUGACUCGGGCAUUGAGAGUGAGCCAAGCUCUGUUGCCUGGUCUGAGGCUCGAAGCCGGGCUCUGGAGUUACCUACUGACAGGGAAGUCUCACACCAGCUGGUUCGGAGACAUGCCCUCCACAGAAACUCCUUGGAGGGUGGGCCCACUGACAGCAACACCAGUCUGCCCAGUGGCACUCAGGCUUCUCUCACCUCCAUCAGCUCCUUGCCUUUUGAGGAGGAGGAGCGGGAGCUGGCACUCACCAAGCUAACCAAAUCCGUCUCUGCACCCCAGAUCAGUAGUCCCGAGGACACUGCAGAAGGCACUGGAGCCACGAAGGACCUGGGAGGCUUUGCUGCAGACUCGGACACAAGCAUCCAGGACAAGAGCUCCCCUGGGCACAGCUCUCACUCGUGUGGUGGCUCUGAGGCCCAGGAUUCCCUUGCAGACGUAGUUCUAAAUUCUGACAGACCUCAGGAUCCUGGGUACAUGGACGUCCCCAAAGGUAAAGGAAGUCAUUGUGAUCCUCAAGGACCCUGUUGUCUGGAUGGUAGGACUGAGAAUAUGCCAAGUGUUGAAACCAAAGGUCUUAACUUAAAAACACCACGUAUCAUAGCAACUGAAAGUCCGAGGACCCCGUCUCUCCAUCGAGCAGUAAUGGAAAACCCGAAGGGCAGACCAAAAGACUUAAGUGUGGGCAGACAUGCUCUCCCCAACAUCAGUGUCUUAGAGGCUGAAGGUGUGUUUCACCCCAAGGUGUCUGAAUUCAAUGGUGCCACAUCUGCAAAUGCCACAGACCUGAACUGUGAAGGUUCACAAAGCGGUUCCGCAUGUGGCAGGGCCACGUCAUCAGGUAGAAAGCCUGGUGCCUCCUUAGAGGGAAAGCAUGAAGCAGGCACUGUGUGCCCCACUGUGACUCACACCAUCACGCCCCAUGCGUCAAGAAACCAAGAGCUGAAGGCAAGCACUUCCAUCACGGGGUCCCACCUGACCUCCGCAGAGACCUUCACUCUGGACAGCCUGAAGGCUGUGGAGGUCGUCAACUUAUCUGUGUCUUGCACUGCCACAUGUCUCCCCUUCUCAUCUGUGCCCAAGGAGACCCCUGCCAGGGCUGGAUUCUCUACCAAACAGAACCCAGUUCCCAUCACUCAUCAACCUCUAGGCUCCUUUGGAGUCGUUUCUACUCAUGCCAGCAACUUGGAAGGAGAAAUCAGCGAAAGGAUGUUUAGUUUUUAUCAGGCCAAAGAAAAAUUUAAAAAAGAACUGAAGAUUGAAGGAUUUCUGUACAGUGACUCAUCUGUACUAGCUUCUGAUAUACCAUAUUUUCCACCAGAGGAAGAGGAAGAAAAUUUGGAAGAUGGGAUUCACCUUGUUGUCUGUGUCCAUGGCUUGGAUGGAAAUAGUGCAGACCUCCGGCUGGUAAAGACUUUCAUAGAACUGGGGCUCCCUGGGGGAAAACUGGACUUCUUAAUGUCUGAAAAGAAUCAGAUGGACACAUUUGCAGAUUUUGACACCAUGACGGACCGGUUGCUGGAUGAAAUCAUCCAACACAUUCAGCUAUACAACCUUUCCAUAUCCCGAAUCAGCUUCAUUGGCCAUUCUCUGGGCAACAUUAUCAUCAGAUCAGUCCUCACACGGCCCCGGUUCCGGUAUUACCUCAAUAAGCUCCACACAUUCCUGUCACUGUCUGGGCCUCACCUGGGGACACUGUACAACAACAGCACCCUGGUUAGUACAGGCUUGUGGCUCAUGCAGAAAUUGAAGAAGUCUGGGUCCCUUUUACAGCUGACCUUCAGGGAUAAUGCAGACUUGCGAAAAUGUUUCCUUUACCAACUAAGUCAGAAGACAGGGCUGCAGUAUUUUAAAAACGUUGUUCUGGUCGCUUCUCCCCAAGAUCGCUACGUGCCAUUCCAUUCAGCCAGGAUUGAAAUGUGUAAGACUGCACUCAGAGAUAGACACACAGGGCCAGUGUAUGCUGAAAUGAUCAACAACCUCCUGGGCCCUCUGGUGGAAGCCAAGGACUGCACUUUGAUUCGGCACAAUGUGUUCCAUGCGCUGCCCAACACUGCCAACACCCUGAUUGGUAGGGCGGCUCAUAUUGCCGUGCUGGAUUCAGAACUCUUCUUAGAGAAGUUUUUCUUAGUAGCAGGACUCAACUAUUUCAAGUAGAGGCUGCUAUGGGGCAGCUCAAUAACCGGCUGGAAGUGUCUAAGGUCAACUAAGCUCUUAGCUGGGACUUGCUUCUCCAGGCCUCUGCAUUCCAGGCUGCAGCCGCAGACGGAUGGAGGAUGUGGAGGGAUGAGGCUGGUGUGCAACUGGAUAAGAGAGAUGCUUUCAUUUUAGAUGUCUGGGAAAGCAGAAAAAUAAUGCCAAACACUCAAGUCUCAUUCAAGAUGCUUUCCAGGAAAAAAUAGUGAGGAAAAUGAGAAACCGAAUAUUUGGAGUUGGUGAGCUCACCUUUAUACUGGCUCACAGAGAAAUUGCUCCAACUUAACUAGAUCUGCUCAAUAUGUUACUAGCUCAUAGCUUUAUCAUUUUGAUGCAAUUAAGUGCACACAAACAUUUCAGAACUCAGGUUAAUCUCUGUGCAGAAGUGGAACAUGGUUGUGUAAAUAAAAUCCUCCACAGAUUCAAAUAUGCCACUUGUUCCAAAAAAAAAAAAAUGUAAUGCCCACACUCAUUCUCUCUUCAUGUUUUCUAAA